GCUCUGUGCCCUGUCCCGCUCGGGCUGCUCUGCCGCAGGGAAUGCGGAACUGCGGAGCUGGCGGGGGGCGGCCCUGUUUGAGCAAGGAUCUGGGGCUAUAACUUUUUUUUUUCUUCUGUUUCAAGGCUGCAGUGCAGACGAAUAUGAUUGGCAUCUACAGCCCCCUCUUCACUCUCAGCUCGAGCCUUUAGAGUGGAGAAGGAGCUGAGCUGCCAAGGGGAGAGCUGUUUUUUCUUUGGGUUUACUGGGGGGAUGGCUCAGCUGUGGAUUUAUGCUGCUUCUGCCCAGGAUUUUUCUCUCUGAAUGGGAGCAAGGAUUGUGGAAACCAUGUUGGGAAGAGGUUUAUUUUCAGAAUCCGUCAUGAAACUUUGCAACUAAAUCACUGUUUUUAGCUCCUUUUUGUAUUUUUUUUUCCUCCCCUUUUUUCUUCUUCUUUUCUCCAAUGUCCCUCUGUGCUGCUGGGUUGUGGGCCAGAGGAGGCUGUUUCUAUAUGGCCAGCCAUUUGGGGAUAUGCUGCCAGCCAGGGUUGUUUGCUGAUUCGUUUGGCUCUGGCAACAAGUUGGCCUGUCGUGAAUCGGAUGGACGGAGGUCGCUCUCGAGGAGCCAUGGCUGGAAGCUGGCUUACAGCUUGCUUUUUCCCUUCCCCAGGUGCUGAUGCUAGCUCUGAACCCAUGAUCCUGGAGCAAUAUGUGGUGGUGUCCAACUAUGAGAAGCAGGAGAACUCUGAGAUCAGCCUCCAGGCUGGAGAGGUCGUGGAUGUCAUAGAGAAAAACGAAAGCGGUUGGUGGUUUGUGAGCACAGCAGAGGAGCAGGGCUGGGUCCCUGCUACAUACCUGGAAUCCCAAAAUGGAACCAGAGAUGACUCUGACAUCAACACAUCCAAACUUGGGGAAGUUUCUAAGCGACGCAAGGCUCACCUGAGACGCCUGGACCGGCGAUGGACGCUGGGCGGGAUAGUCAACAGGCAGCAGAGUCGAGAAGAGAAAUAUGUCACUAUCCAGCCGUACGUCAGCCAGGGGAAGGACGAGAUUGGGUUUGAAAAAGGGGUCACCGUGGAGGUCAUCCAGAAGAACCUGGAAGGAUGGUGGUACAUAAGGUAUCUAGGCAAAGAGGGCUGGGCCCCAGCUUCGUAUCUGAAGAAGGCUAAAGAUGAUCUUCCAUCUAGGAAAAAGAACUUAACUGGGCCAGUGGAAAUCAUAGGAAACAUCAUGGAGAUCAGUAACCUGCUGAACAAGAAAUCAUCCACCGACAAGGAAACUCAAGCAGAAAACGAGACUGCAGAAACCCAUAUCACCAAGAAGGAAAUCAGUUUGCCCAUCCUGUGCAAUGACUCUAAUGGCAAUGCCAUGAUGACCCCAGACAAACAGGCUUCCAAACUGGCCCAGGGAUCCCCAGCCAUAGCAAGGAUAGCACCACAAAGAGCACAAAUAAGUUCUCCAAAUCUAAGAACAAGGCCACCACCACGAAGAGAAUCCAGUCUGGGCUUUCAGUUGCCCAAACCACCAGAGCCACCCUCCGUGGAAGUGGAAUACUACACCAUUGCAGAGUUCCAGUCAUGUAUCUCUGAUGGCAUAAGCUUUCGUGGAGGACAAAAAGCAGAGGUUAUAGAAAAGAAUUCUGGUGGCUGGUGGUACGUGCAGAUUGGAGAGAAGGAAGGAUGGGCUCCAGCCUCUUAUAUUGACAAGAGGAAGAAGCCAAAUUUAAACAGAAGAACCAGUACUUUAACCCGCCCAAAAGUUCCUCCCCCAGCACCUCCCAGUAAACCAAAAGACCCUGAAGAAGGAGCAAUUCCUGGAACAGUUUCUUCAGGAGAUAGCCAGGACUCUCCCCACAAGCUGAAAUACGAAGAACCUGAGUAUGAUGUGCCUGCCUUUGGCUUUGACUCAGAGUGUGAAGUGAGUGAAAGUCAUCGUGAAGAGAGCACUCCUGAAAAACGACUGUUUCAGCCUCUGAAGCCCUCUCCUGUGUCAUCGCUUCAGAAAGCAAAGUUCAAAGUAGGAGAGUCUUCAGAAGAUGUUGCUCAUGAAGAAGAGACCAUCUAUGAGAAUGAGGGAUUCAGGCGUUAUGUGGAAGAUGCUUUGUCCAAUAAGGAAUCUAGUGGAGACUCUGAUUCUCAGAAAAGCGCCUCUCUCUCCUUGAUCCGAAGGAAUUCUCCAUGUUCCAGCUCUCCUAAAUCAUCACUCAUGAAGCUCAGGAUGGAUAAAAACAUCCAGCCUGAUCUUGGAAAAUGUCACUAUUCCAAGAGUGAGGAGACAAAACCAAGGUCAGCUUCAGAUGUUGGCUUACGUAGCAUGCCAAGAACAGGCAUGAAGAAAGAGCCUGGGCAGAGUCCUUCCAUUAGAGCAAAGCCAAUUGUUAGGCCCAAACCCUUUCUGAACAAGGCAGAGUCUCAGAGCCAAGAAAAGAUGGAUAUCAGCACUUUAAGGCGUCAGCUUAGGCCAACUGGGCAACUCAGAGGUGGACUUAAAGGUUCAAGAAGUGAAGAGUCUGAAAGCCCCCCACACACAGCUUCUGAGAACCAAGAUGAUCCUGUUAGGAGGGGUUCGGCUGAUCUCAUUACAGCUCCUUCCCGUGGCAUUUUGUGCUCUACCCAUCCAGCCAAAACUGAGCAAGAAAAUUACUCCAGAUGUUUCUAUGUGACCACUGAGUCAUAUCAAAAGGUACAGGAUUCUGAAAUUUGCUUCCCAGCAGGAGUAGAAGUGGAAGUACUGGAAAAACAAGCCAGCGGAUGGUGGUACCUGAAAUACGGAGACAUGGAAGGCUGGGCUCCUUCCCAUUAUUUGGCUCUCCCUGAUAACCAGAGAGAAACCACUUCAGAAGAGACUGAUGCCUCAUUUGCCAGGAACAGGAAAAAUGAAAACAAAUCAAACAGUUUAGAAAAGAUAGAGAAGAGGGUUCAGGCUUUGAACACCAUAAACCAGAGCAAACGUGCAACACCACCCAUCCCAAGCAAACCUCCUGGUGGUUUUUCAAAACCAUCAGGGCCUGUCAAAAUGAGGAACGGUGUGAGGCAACUGGCUGUCCGGCCACAGUCAGUGUUUGUGUCUCCACCACCAAAGGAUAAUAACCUGUCAUGCUCCUUGCGCCGAAAUGAAUCUUUAACAGCUACAGAUCAUCUUAGGGCCGUCCGUCGGAAUUCUUCCUUCAGCAAUGCGUGGUCACAGCCUGGUGACAUGAAGGGAAAGCAGCCUGAGCGAUCGGGUACAGAGGGCUCGGAGACCACUUCCAACCUCCCUACCCAGAGGAAUGGGAUUCCUGUGUCCACAGUCAGGCCAAAGCCCAUUGAGAAGUCCCAGUUCAUCCACAACAAUCUCAAGGACAUCUAUGUCUCCAUUGCAGACUACGAAGGGGAUGAGGAGACUGCAGGGUUUCAGGAAGGUGUCUGCAUGGAGGUCCUGGAAAGGAACCCAAAUGGCUGGUGGUACUGCCAGAUCAUGAGUGGUGUGAAGCCAUUCAAAGGCUGGGUGCCCUCAAAUUACUUGGAGAAAAAGAACUAAUAUUGCAAUAUCUUUAACCUCCCUAAUUUAUACUGUUCCUGCUGUGUACAUGUGGAAAAAAAAAAAAAAAAAACAAUUGCUACACAAAAACAACACGUUUCCCUGUGCUCCAGUUUGUACAAAGGGACAAAGGAGUCUAUGCUGAGGACAAAUCUGCCGUGUUCUGGAGAGGUUUGUGGGGUUAACAUGUCAUAAGAAACUUUGAGGAAGAUGCAGCAUAGUCAAUGCCUUUUUGUGAAGUUGUUAAUAAUCUUGUGUGUGUAACAGGGUAUAACAUCCCAUCUUUCCCGUUAUUGAUAGGAAACCCAAUGUGUGCCUUUUGUAAGAGAGAAAGAAAUACACAUGCAUCUACUUGGGGAGUUACGUGCCAAACUCUGUUUUACAAUCUUGGCUCCCUUUCUCCUCAUUCUUGUCCAUAGGUGGAAUACCCAAGAGUUUUGGAUGCGUUUUCACAACUUACAGUAAAAAGCGAAUGGAAGUUUCUGAAACACAGAGGGACUCUAAUACUUUGGAGAUGUUAACUUUUUUUUUUAACUGUUCUCAACCAUUGGUUGGUGCAGAGUUGGAGCCUUUUCAUUGUGGAGAGAUUUGGUCUCUGACUCCAGCUGCGUUUUUUUUGUUACUGCUAACUCAUUGGAAAAGGCAAUCAGGUGGUGUUGGUUGAGGGCUUUUUGUUUCCUUUUUUUUCUGUCUUGUUCUUAAAGUCGGGAUUUCAGGUGUUCUGGGGCAGCGAUGCCUACUGGUGCUUGUAAAAACAAACCUACAAACCCCAUGUUUAAGCACAUUGAUUACUUUGUAGGUUCCAUAUUUAAUUCUGUGCCUGACCACUGCCAGGUGAUCCUGGUUGAUUCUCUUCCCAGAGCUGGGUUUCUGAGCUGUUCAUAGCAUCAAAAUGUACAAAAGUCCCUUAAGACACUAAAGACAAAGCUGUCAAAUGUGUUACUUCUGGUUUUGUGAUCUGGUCUGAAUCCAAGCGUGCUGACUGCUGGCAGGGCCCACCAAGGUAUUAGUUAGAAAUAGCUGUAACCUUCUGCAACAUCAGUGUUUACAAUGAGGGGGGGAAAAAAAGCCAUCGAACUCAGUCUGCACGUGCUUUAUUUGUAUAUUUUUGGGGAAUUGUUUUCUGUGUUUUGUGUUUGUCUUUUCUGUGCAUUCUGGGUUUACUUUAUUUUUUGGUCUUCUUUACCAGAAGAGACUUAGAACUGAAGUAGGAGCCAAAUAUAUGUUUCUGUUCCCACUUGAAUCCAAAAAGUACAUUUGUACUGGAAAGUGUGCCUGGGCUUCCCAGGCUCGAAGGUUUAAUAUUGAAGCAAUUAGGUCUACAGUGCAUCUAACCAGGAGGCUGCCUCUUCUAGUUCCAUUUCUGUUUACCUUUCUUAACUCACGCUUUGAAACGUGACACAUGGCGGGGGUAUAGUGGUGGGAAGUGGAAGAAGCAUCCAUUGGUAAAGGCCAGGAAUAUGGAGUUAUUCAUGAGGCAGCCAACUCUUAUACUGUAAACAUCAUUGGCUAAAUCCCUACUGUACUUGAGGAAGUCAUGCCUUUUUUUUUUAAAUGGCCUUGUUAAUCACUCAAGAUAAAUAUCUAGUUCCUUUAAGUAAUAGGCAGCAUUGUAAAUCUGUUUUAAGGGGCACAGGGCAGACCAUUUCACUACUGGUUUACACAAAAUUAUACAUGCCUUUUUAUCUACCCAAGUUUCAUACUGAUUUGGCUUGAAAGGCAAAGGUUCUAAAGACUUUUAAAAGAGCUGGGAUCAAGGGGCUGAGUAAAAGACGACAAUAACAUCGUGUGUUACUGGGGAUGUUUCUCUGCCAAAAAAAAAUUACACAAUUUA
Columba livia (rock pigeon) is the source of this 5331-nucleotide messenger RNA. It is a transcript of the gene SH3PXD2A, whose product is annotated as SH3 and PX domains 2A. The transcript has 9 exons. Gene Ontology annotation, molecular function: superoxide-generating NADPH oxidase activator activity; phosphatidylinositol binding; protein binding. The coding region runs from base 579 to 3497 and encodes 972 amino acids. The record is from RefSeq and is a predicted model, not a curated record. Gene Ontology annotation, cellular component: cytoplasm. Lineage: Eukaryota; Metazoa; Chordata; Aves; Columbiformes; Columbidae. Gene Ontology annotation, biological process: superoxide anion generation.